Messenger RNA from Mesorhabditis belari, 1779 nucleotides. The record is from the annotation of a GenBank genome assembly. NCBI's taxonomy places the organism in Eukaryota, Metazoa, Nematoda, Chromadorea, Rhabditida, Rhabditidae.
AUGAUCGUUCUUUUGUUGUUCGCCAUUUUGCAGACAAUUGACGCAUUCUCGCAAGGGGAUUCGAUCGGUACAAUACCCAUCGAUGUGGAGACACGUUUGGGAGUGAUCCGGGGAAGAGAGGGACGCUUUUUGGACAAAAAUGUUCGCACAUUUCUCAGUGUUCCAUUUGCUGAGCCACCCGAGGGACAUCUUCGUUUUCGGCCACCAAUCGCGAAAAAGCCAUGGAAAGAAACGAUCGAGGCGAUUCAGCCAUCACCCGCUUGUUUCCAGGGUCGUGAUGCGUACAAUACGACAUUCUGGGGAUCGGAGAUGUGGAAUCACAACACGCCGACGAGCGAGGAUUGCCUUUACUUGCAUAUUUGGGCACCAGCGAAUGCUUACAACCUGACUGUUAUGGUUUGGCUAUUCGGUGGUGGAUAUUACUCCGGAAGUCCCUCAUUGAUUCUCUAUGAUGGCCGGGCUCUCGCUGUGACGGGCAAUGUGGUUGUCGUGAAUAUCAAUUAUCGCGUGGGACCUUUCGGAUAUUUGUAUUUCGAUCAUCCCGACGCUCCCGGCAAUAUGGGAAUGCUUGAUCAGCAAUUAGCCCUUCAAUGGAUCCGCGAUCAUAUCUUUUCCUUUGGUGGAAAUCCUGAUCGAAUGACUCUAUUUGGGGAAAGUGCCGGUGCAUCGAGUAUCGUCGCUCAUCUCAUCGCUCCAGGCUCGCAGAGACUCUUCAAACACGGCAUUCUCCAAUCGGGAAGUUUGGACAACAAAUGGAGUAUGGAUACACCGCAAAGAGCGCUGCAAAAGAGUGAGAAAUUGGCGGAGUUGGUCGGAUGUAAUCGAUCUACGGUUUUGGACACGAUCCAUUGCCUUCGCGAUGCUGAAGCCACAAAAUUGGUGGAUAUGAUUUGGAAUGUUGAUUUGAAUUUUCUCGAAUUCCCAUUUGUCAUCGUGAGCCGGGAUCGUCAUUUCUUCAGGCAUAAGGACGGUUUCGAAGCUCUCCGAAAUGGUGAUUUUACAAAAGGAGUCAAUUUAAUGUUUGGAAUCAAUCAUGAUGAAGGAAACUUUUGGAAUAUCUACAAUUUACCUGAAUUCUUCAACGUACCCAUUCAACCCGAAUUGAGUCGAGAGGAGUUUUACCAGUGUGUGGACAAAGCGUUCGCGGCUCAGCCAGAAGUGGUGAGACAUGCAUCAAAAUUCGUCUACUCUGAUCCACAUUGUAAUGGAACGGGCAAGAGGAAAUUUUAUGCGGAACAGGUGAAUCAAAUGGUCGGUGAUUAUUUCUUCACAUGUGAUUCGAUUUGGUUGGCUGAUAAAGUGGCAACUGAUCCAUCGAAUAAUGCUAAUGUUUACGUUUAUUACUUUGAUCAGUACAGCAGUGCAAAUCCUUGGCCACAAUGGACGGGCGUGAUGCAUGGAUAUGAGAUCGAAUUCGUUUUCGGCGUACCCUUGUACAAUCGAACAGCCGGAUACUCAAAAAGAGAGGAGACUUUCUCAAAGAAAAUCAUCGAAUAUUGGACAAGUUUCGCAACAACGGGAGUGCCAGUGUUGUUGGAUGGGAAAAAUCAUGCGGUUUGGCCGAAAUACGAUCUGAUUACGAAGCGGUGGAUGAAUUUGAAGGCUGGCUCACAUUUGGGAACGAUUCACGCAAAGAAAAGUGUUGAAUGUGAGUUGUGGAGACAUUCAAGGGAUAUUGAAUUCACGCAUUAUGAGAAAAUCGUUCACUCCUCGUCAUCAUCAUCAAAUUUCUGCACCUUUUUCUUCUUCUUUAUCGUAAUCUCAAUUAGAAGGAUACUG